AUGUCGUUCUGGGAUGUCACAUUCUCGGUCUUGAUCAAGGGCGAAGAUAAGACCGGCCUCAAUGUACAAAGAUUCGAGCAACUUUGGGAAACGAUGUUCACACUGCUGCCCCUGUGCGAGUUUGAUUCGUCUGGCAUACUCGUCUCCGAAUCCCGGCACAGUGUCGCUAUGGACGGCUGGGCUUUGCCUCAGCUUGCCCUGAAGCGAGUCUUCCAAUUGUAUAAAGCAAACAAUCGACAACCGCCUGGGUUUAACGAUUACUGUAGAACCAUCGUGCGUCGAUGCGUAUACUUGGUCGAACACUGGGGAUGGUACAAAUGCGGCGGCGUCAUUGGCACCGUCUUCGAUUUCUUCGGUUCACAAAAUCUAUCAAAUCUGCGAAACGAAGAAGUCUUCCAGUCACCCGCUUUUCUCGAGCGUUUGCACGUCGAAACGGCCUUACGAGUCGAGCCAGAAGACCGCUGCUUUCACAUCUUCCUAAAGCUAGUCGCUCUCACCAUUCAACGCCUGGUACAGACUGGAUCCGACAGAGAGAUUCGCAACCUCGUCGCGCGGACUCUGCCGAAUCACGACCGCCAGUACCUCAAGGAGCAGAAUGUUCACCAGCAUGAUCUUGCUGCUCUUCGCAACCAUCAUGACCUUCUCUGUACCCUCUUUUGGGCGACACCUGCUGAGUUGCGCCCCAGCACACUUCUUGCUCUUUUGGAGAAGCUUGUCGUUCCUUCAAGCUCUCACAAGGAAGCCUGCCUCAUAAACCUCAAGGCCUGGGCCCAACUGGCAAGGUUUGUGGUUCACAAGGAAUCAGUGGCAGCGUUCAGGCCAUUUCAUCUCUGGCAGGGAAGCGCUUUUCAACAACUCCUGGACCAGUACGACUCGACAGCUUCGGACAUACAGCAACAGUUGUCGUCCAUGUCCAAAGACGCUAGUCACGGCAUCGACCAGAAUCUCAUCAACGGCAUCAUAGCCAGUAACAAGUCUGCCACCAUGGAAGUCAUUCGGUAUUCCGUGACGAUCUCGCUCGAUGUUGCGAAGUACGCAAGAAGCUUGGAGCUCUCUAUUUUUGCUGGGAAUAUUGUUCAACUUCGGCACGUUUUCCGUCAAUUUUCCAAGUCGCCGGCGGAAUAUCCACUGAGUUUACUCAAGGAUGCUGUCGCGACUGUCGAUGUUUUCUUGGUUCAUGUCGAGAGGGCCCUUGGCCGUGUUCAAACAGAGAACAAUGCGGCGGGGCUUGAAGACGGCAUCAUGAAGAUAGACAAUGACCUCACUGCGGACUUCUACGCAAUGGCCAGAGGCAUGUUGCAGACUAGCUCGACAGGCGAUCACUCCCCACAGACGAAGUCCAAAACGGAGGAAGCAAGGGAGCAGGUUGUGACGGUAGCUGGCCGAUUGGCUGCAAUUUUGAUCCGAUGCGGCACUAUUCGUCUAUCACGAUGUUUCAAGAUCAGUCAACGCAGCAAGGCAGGGAAAUAUGAGCUCUUCGAAGGGCUGCCAAGUCAGCUUGGCCCGCUGCAGAGUCGCUAUCUCCCCCUUUUCCUCGCCAACCUACACAAGGAAUUAGAUCUGACAGACGUUGGCGUAUCAGUUCUGCAGUUAACGUCCCUACGGAUAUCGUCGACACCUUCACAGAAGAAGUCCAACACAUCCGACUAUUCUGCUGCACUCAAGGCAGUCAUGCAACGGAUCCAGAACGAUUUGCAUGAAUUUUCUGUGACAAACGAUGGACAACACACAAGAUACGUUCAGUUUGUACGCCGCGUUGUGUCCUUGGUCAAGUCCCACACAACGGAAAUCUUCCAAAUUCCGCCCUUCUUCUACCAAGUCAGCAAAGAAUACUCGCCGCCCGUGCAGGACCCGCACCUUCAAGUAGACAGCAUCAAAUCGUACGGCCUCCGACUGAACGAGGGCGAUUCCCCGGCGAUGCCACAGUUAUUCUACUACAUGUACAACAACUUCAAACAGGCUCUCUUGCAUGGCAGACUCGGGCACGAGACGCGCAUUCUCGCCAAGGGCAUGAAGGACGAUGCCAUUCUGGGGUUCAUACUCGGCAAGAUGCUGCCGGUGAUCCUCUCAGCUUCAGUUAUGAAGCCCGAGGCUUUCGUCCUAUUCGACACGUAUUGCGAGGCCAUCAGGCUGCGAUUGGAUGGCGUGGCUGCUCGACAGAUGGAUCAAUCCCGCGAGCAGCUUCCCACGCUGUUUCGGGCCAUGAUGCGAUGGAUUCGCGGGGUCCGGUGUUUGAAUGAUGGCAUCCUCUGCGUAGAGCACUUGCACCUCUUUCGAAAGAUGGUCGUAUUACUGGCCAUGCUCCAACCCACCCUGACGGCGGCAUCAUACGACACUUCAGCACCUGCUGCUGCCUGGUCGGCCAUGCAGCAAGCGCUUAGCUGCUGGUCAGAAGCCACGAAGAACGCGGAGUCCCGCCUCGCAUCCAGUCUCGCCGAUCCGUACGAGGAUGACGUGUCCGCCGGCCUGUUUCAGGACGUUAUCAUGGAAGACGGGUUUGUCGGCGAGGACGAAACUUUGGUGGCCAGCCUGGCGAGGGGCACCAUUACGGACUUUGAGAGAAACUGGCUGGUGACGGCCGAGCUGAUCGUUGCCCAGGCACCCGCGCGAGCCACGCAGGCGGGACAGGGGCUGGCGAGGCCGCACUGGGACAUGGAGGAGCUGGGACAGAGUCUUCUGCGUGAGUUGCAGAGGUGGAACGCGUGGUGGGCGAGGUGCAGGGCGCACAUGCAGGACGAGCUCGUCAGUGAGGCAGAGGAGAUGAUGUUAUUGUAG
Messenger RNA from Verticillium nonalfalfae, 2775 nucleotides. RefSeq lists its product as uncharacterized. Gene Ontology annotation, cellular component: Cul8-RING ubiquitin ligase complex; nucleus. The coding region runs from base 1 to 2775 and encodes 924 amino acids. NCBI's taxonomy places the organism in Eukaryota, Fungi, Ascomycota, Sordariomycetes, Glomerellales, Plectosphaerellaceae. The transcript has 6 exons. Gene Ontology annotation, biological process: replication fork processing; double-strand break repair via homologous recombination. The record is from RefSeq and is a predicted model, not a curated record.